Messenger RNA from Candidula unifasciata, 264 nucleotides. The record is from the annotation of a GenBank genome assembly. NCBI's taxonomy places the organism in Eukaryota, Metazoa, Mollusca, Gastropoda, Stylommatophora, Geomitridae.
AUGGCCGACUUAGAGGCUGUGCUCGCUGAUGUCAGCUACCUCAUGGCUAUGGAGAAGAGUAAAUCUACUCCAGCUGCCAGGGCUAGCAAAAAAAUCGUCCUUCCCGAUCCUAGUGUUCGCAGUAUCAUGCACAAACAUCUUCAAAAAGUUAACGAAGUCACUUUUGACAAGAUCUUCAAUCAGAGACUGGGAUUUUUAUUAUUCAAAGAUUUUUGUGAAAAUGUCUACGACCAACCUGUGCCACAGCUCAAAUUUUACGAGGAG